Messenger RNA from Xenopus laevis (African clawed frog), 2529 nucleotides. RefSeq names its product gastrin releasing peptide receptor S homeolog (gene grpr.S). NCBI's taxonomy places the organism in Eukaryota, Metazoa, Chordata, Amphibia, Anura, Pipidae. The transcript has 3 exons. Bases 313 to 1584 code for a protein of 423 amino acids. The record is from RefSeq and is a predicted model, not a curated record.
UUCUGCUGUGUGAGCAGGUGAACAAAUGACAUUCACAGGAUUCCGCCUAUAAAAUCCCAGACUACCAGAUAGCUGCUCAUUUCAAAUCCAGACUGCCAGGCAAGGCAGUUGCAGAUCAGAGUGAGAGUUAAGGCUGCCUCUCUUCAGCAAAUGAAUUGUACAAAGUAUUGACCAUGCACCCUGCUGCCAAUAGAAACGUGGCAUCUUCCCUAGAGAGACGACUUUGUCUUUUCAGUUUGGAGAUUCUGAAAUAUGAAUAUGAAGAGCAAAUGAAGAAGCCCUAAGAAUCUUCCUCGAGAAGGGCAAGUUUAAAUGACUUUAAAAACAGGUGGCACGAGGCUGAGCCUGAAGCUUUUUCAAUUUUUAAAAUCCCAUGAAGAUAAAAAACCGAUUACUUGGCGGGGGGAAUUAAAGAGAAGGCUACCAACGAUGAAUCCAGAAGGCUGUCUUUUACUAGACUUGGAAGCAGACUUUGCCCUUACCAGCUCCUGCCUGAAUCAGAGCUCCAAUCAUUCUAGCGAGGACUGGUUCUAUCCCGGGGUGACCUAUGCCAUCGUUCCAAUUUAUGGGAUCAUCAUUCUAAUCGGACUCAUUGGAAAUAUCACUUUGAUCAAGAUAUUCUGCACUGUCAAGUCCAUGAGAAAUGUCCCCAACCUGUUUAUCUCCAGUCUGGCUUUGGGGGAUUUGCUACUGUUGGUGACAUGUGCCCCGGUGGAUGCCAGUAGAUUUCUGGCAGAUAAAUGGCUUUUCGGACGUGUGGGCUGUAAGCUUAUACCUUUUAUACAAUUAACCUCAGUGGGGGUGUCUGUUUUCACCCUGACGGCCCUUGCAGCUGACAGGUAUACUGCAAUAGUAAGGCCUAUGGAUAUUCAAGCCAGUAAUGCUCUGACUAAGAUUUGUAUCAAAGCUGCGCUCAUCUGGAUUUUGUCCAUGACUCUCGCUAUCCCAGAAGCCGUAUUCUCUGACUUGCACCCUUUUUAUGACAAGGAAAUCAAUGUAACGUUUGUGAGCUGUGCGCCCUACCCUCACUCCAACGGACUGCACCCCAGAAUCCAUUCUACAACGUCGUUCCUAAUUUUCUAUGUUAUUCCGCUUUCCAUCAUUUCCGUGUAUUACUAUUUUAUUGCAAAGAAUUUGAUCAGAAGUGCAUCCAACAUGCCAGUGGAAGGAAACGUCCAUGUGAGGAGACAGAUUGAAUCCCGGAAGCGACUGGCGAAAACCGUGUUGGUGUUUGUUGGACUCUUUGCUUUCUGCUGGCUGCCCAUCCACAUCAUCUAUUUAUAUAGGUCCUAUCAUUACUCAGAAGUAGACACGUCUGUAUUGCAUUACAUUAGCAGCAUCUUUGCCCGGGUCUUGGCUUUUACAAAUUCUUGUGUCAAUCCAUUUGCCCUUUAUUUGCUUAGCAAGAGCUUCAGAAAACAAUUUAACAACCAACUUUUCUGCUGCCGAACAAGAUUCAUAAUUAGGACACAAAGCAUGGGCAGAAGUACAACCAGGGUGACGUCUCUGAAAAGCACGAACCACUCCAUGGCUAGUUUUAGCCUCGUUAAUGGGAAACACAUCUGUCACGAGGGUUGUGUAUAGUAAAUAUGUGGACACGGACUUCAAAGGACAUCGACCUACCUGCAAAGCACCUCCAUUGAAUUAUUUUUUUUUGUUAAAACAUAUCUGUAAAUAUUGCAUGGAUUUGUUCGGUCCACUGGACUGGAUAUUUGUGCAAAUUGUCAUGUGUUAUUGGUUUCCAAGCAGAAAUGCUGCUAUUGAGGAAUCGGCAGAUAAUUGCUCAUGUGAAAGAUUUGCACAUGUACAUGCCUCCAGAUAUUUAAAAUAAUGUAUUUAUUUUCAGUGUACAGUGACUCCAUUAAGGCUUAUAACACACAUAGGGGUGUAUUUAAUUGAUGAAUUUAGUGCCAUAUGUAUCACCCCCAAAUACAUCCUAAAACCUGUAAAAUUUCCUUUUGACAAGCUGUGUUUUACCCUUUGAAAAAUAUACCCCAAUGUGUAUUCUCCCUGGUGUAUUUCCAACAGCGGUGACAGGUGGUUGCCAUUCAAGUCAAUGACAGGAACGGGGAUGGAGUUAUCAGCCUAAAUAGUACAGAACUGUACAGAAUAUUGUUUACUUUCUCUAAUCUAAUCAAUGCUCUCGCUUGGCAUCAGACAGGGAUUGCGGUGCAGUCCAUUGAAAUCCUUUCUGUUCUACAAUAUUUUUUUAGGAGGAUUUUUCAUCUUAAAGGGGACCUGUUGCUUUAAAGAAAAUACUUCCAAAUCCUAUUUUAUGAUGUUAGUCAAAACAAAAUAAACUUCACUGACACUGAAAAAUUAUUUAAAGGAGAAGGAAAGCUACAGAGGCAGUUUAUUGCCAAUAGAUUAGCCACAACAGUGCAAGCUAGAAUGCUAUAUUUAUUCUGUAGAAUUGUUUUCCAUACCCAUAGCUCUAGACACUGUUUUUGUUGGUUUAGUAUAGCAGCUGCCGUAUUAGCUUGACAUCGCUUCCUGCCUGAGUCUCACCCUGAUCGUUCAUAGCUCUGA